Molecule: messenger RNA, 1870 nt
Organism: Zingiber officinale
Lineage: Eukaryota; Viridiplantae; Streptophyta; Magnoliopsida; Zingiberales; Zingiberaceae
Exons: 12
Coding region: 583-1785 (400 amino acids)
Cellular component (GO): nucleus; cytosol
Molecular function (GO): mRNA binding
Source: RefSeq, a predicted model, not a curated record
ACUUUUCAAACGACCUUGAGAGAUGAGAAUUCAAAUAGAUGCCAUUGAUGAAGGGAGAUUGAUUACUGCUCAUUCCUUGUUAUUCUUAUCAUUGUCUUAGUUCUACUGGGAUACUGGAGUUGCUAUCAUUUAACUGCCAAUUUUGCUCUAAACAUGUUGCAAGAUGAUCAGGAACCCAUCCUGAUUGCGGAGUUGCAGAGCAUUAGAUUUUCAUAUCUUCUUUAUGCAAAAUAUUGAAUUCACCAAGUUCUUGACCAUUAUGUCCAUAAAUGAAGUUGUCAACAUUUUUAUUAACUCCCUGUAGAGGAUGCUUCAAAAAACUUGUUGGUUGUGUAUCUGUUGCAUGGACAUCAGAGGUGCUCUGAUACAGAUAGGUGGUGCUGACAACUUGAACUUGGGAUCCAUUUGCAGAUCUACUGAAUACUCCUACCCUAAUGUAUCUUUGAUCAUUGUAACUUUGCUUGGCUCAUGUAUGAUAUCAUGUGAUCAAUUUUUUUCUUCACUUUUCUCUUAUUAUUGCUAAAAUGCCCCAGUUAGGUGAUGUAAAACUAUAACAAAUACGCACAUCAAACGAGGAAGAGGAUGACCAAAAAAAGACAGGCCGCAGCACGAGCACAUCGCAUUGGAUCAAAACCGGAUUUUCUUCUUGAUGGUAAUUGGCAUCCUGUAAUAGAUUGGGUUGAGAAGGAUCCUGAAAUCGAUCCUGAAGAGCUAGCAAAGAUUAAGACUGCUUAUGUCGGAAACCUUCCAAAAGAUGCUGAUGAAGAUUUCCUAAGGAAGAUGUUUGAUCCACUAGGAAAGAUUGAGAAGGUUGCAGUUUCACGAAAAGGCCCCUACCCAGUCGGAUUUGUCCACUUUGCUAGACGCUCAGAUCUGGAUUAUGCAAUCAGGGAAAUGGAUGGGCAAAUAGUACAGGGACCCUAUAGAGGGCCAAAGUUCAAAAUCCAGGUUGCAGUUGCAAGGCCUGUCGUGAUGGGGAAACGUCCUCACAUUGAGCUGAAAAGUAAACCUCCUAGUGAGGCUGGAGUUCUACCUCAUUCAUAUGAAGACCUCACUUCAGAUUCAUUUGAACGUAAAUCAAAGGCACUUAGACUUACUAACCAGGCCUAUGAUGAUGGUGUGGGUCCAUAUGAGGCAACUGUCAUCACCUUACCGGCAGCUGUUAAAGAACGCCUUCUUCGAUUGUUUCGUCGGGGGCUUGCUACUCGAUUUGAUUUGGAUCUUGAUUGCAUCACAAGUUUGAAAGAGCUUCCUGGAUCUUUAGCGACGGCUAUUCUUGAUCAGUUUAUGAUAUCAGGUACUGAUAAGCGUGAUAAGAGAGCAUACUUUAUGUCAUUGCUUUCUAAGGUUGACAGGUUUGCAAGAGGCAACCCACUGUACCAGACACAGAAGUCAAUCGACUAUUUGCCCGAAGAAUCUGAGCUGACUAGUCUACCGGCUCCAGUUCUUUUAGAAGAAAUUGAUCAUCCCAGUCCUAGGUACAGAAUUUCACCACCAGCACGAUACGCUUCUAACUCUUCACUUUAUGAUAGUCCACCGCGCUCUCGACAAAGUGUCGGAAGACUGAUAGAAGCAGCGCCUUCAUCAUAUAGCCGUCCAAUCUCCCCAGCGCGAUAUCGCUCUGCUGCAGGAUCAAGCAUUCGACUCGACCCUGAGAAAUAUCCCGCUGAGCGUCGGCAAAUAAGGUUUGAUCCUUUCACCGGCGAGCCCUACAAGUUCGAUCCAUUCACAGGAGAGCUGAUAGGGUCAGAACCGCGCAGCCGACAUUCAGGGAGCUACUUCUGAUCUCUCACGCAGUGCUGCUCAGUAAUAAUAUUUGUGAGUGCCAUAAAAUUACAUUCAUUGAAAUGCCUAAUCUUACGCUGGAGUA